Tupaia belangeri chinensis (Chinese tree shrew) is the source of this 2742-nucleotide messenger RNA. It is a transcript of the gene HSPA6, whose product is annotated as heat shock protein family A (Hsp70) member 6. The record is from RefSeq and is a predicted model, not a curated record. Bases 461 to 2392 code for a protein of 643 amino acids. Gene Ontology annotation, molecular function: ATP-dependent protein folding chaperone; ATP binding. NCBI's taxonomy places the organism in Eukaryota, Metazoa, Chordata, Mammalia, Scandentia, Tupaiidae. The transcript has a single exon.
CACCGACCAGACUGCCUUCGGCCACAACCCAGAACCUUUACAAGCGGCGGGAGGAGCUGGAACUUCCUCCGCGUUUCUGUUCAGCAACUGUCUCCAGGGCUAGCCGGGCCGGCGCAGCCACCGAGCGCCCCGCCUUGCAGGGCGGGACCCGCGAGAACCUUCUCCCCGAGUCAGCGCGCGCCUCCGAGCUGAGUCAGCCGGGCGGUCCGGGACCGGGGCUCCAGGCCCGCCGAGAAGACGCGCGAAGGUUCCAGGUGGCGGGGGCGGGAGGAGGCGGGUCCCCGGGAACCGAAUAAAAAGCGCAUGGAAGGGGAGCCGAGCAGAUCCGAGCCGGGCUGGCUGGAAAGAAGCGAGAGAUCCUCUCUGCAGAGCGCCCCUCGACGGCGAGCAGCGCCGACGCCCGACACCCCGCGCGUUUGACUCGGUACCCGACCCGUUCCCGGAGCACGAGAAGACAGCCAUGUCCUCCCCGAGAGAAGUGGCGAUCGGCAUCGACCUGGGCACCACGUAUUCGUGCGUGGGCGUGUUCCAGCAGGGCCGAGUGGAGAUCCUAGCCAAUGACCAGGGCAACCGCACCACGCCCAGCUACGUGGCCUUCACCGACACCGAGCGGCUGGUGGGCGACUCGGCCAAGAGCCAGGCGGCCCUGAACCCGCACAACACGGUGUUCGACGCCAAGCGGUUGAUCGGGCGCAAGUUCGCGGACGCGACCGUGCAGUCGGACAUGAAGCACUGGCCCUUCCAGGUGGUGAGCGACGGCGGCAAGCCCAAGGUGCGCGUGUCCUACCGCGGGGAGGACAAGGCCUUCUACCCCGAGGAGAUCUCGUCCAUGGUGCUGAGCAAGAUGAAGGAGACCGCUGAGGCGUACCUGGGCCAGCCCGUCAAGCACGCUGUGAUCACGGUGCCCGCCUACUUCAACGACUCGCAGCGCCAGGCCACCAAGGACGCGGGUGCCAUCGCGGGGCUCAACGUGCUGAGGAUCAUCAACGAGCCCACGGCGGCCGCCAUCGCCUACGGGCUGGACCGGCGGGGCGCGGGAGAGCGCCACGUGCUCAUCUUUGACCUGGGUGGGGGCACCUUCGACGUGUCGGUCCUCACGAUCGACGCCGGUGUCUUUGAGGUGAAGGCCACCGCCGGAGACACCCACCUGGGUGGAGAGGACUUCGACAACCGGCUGGUGAGCCACUUCGUGGAGGAGUUCCGGAGGAAGCAGGGGAAGGACGUGAGCAGAAACAAGCGCGCCCUGCGCAGGCUGCGCACGGCCUGCGAGCGCGCCAAGCGCACCCUGUCCUCCAGCACCCAGGCCACGCUGGAGAUCGACUCGCUGUUCGAGGGGGUGGACUUCUACACGUCCAUCACUCGUGCUCGCUUUGAGGAGCUGUGCUCAGACCUCUUCCGCAGCACCCUGGAGCCGGUGGAGAAGGCUCUGCGGGAUGCCAAGCUGGACAAGGCCCAGAUCCACGAUGUGGUCCUGGUGGGCGGCUCCACCCGCAUCCCGAAGGUGCAGAAGCUGCUGCAGGACUUCUUCAACGGCAAGGAGCUGAACAAGAGCAUCAACCCCGACGAGGCAGUGGCCUACGGGGCGGCGGUGCAGGCUGCCGUGUUGAUGGGGGACAAGUGUGAGAAAGUGCAGGAUCUCCUGCUGCUAGACGUGGCUCCCCUGUCCCUGGGGCUGGAGACGGCAGGGGGCGUGAUGACCACGCUGAUCCAGAGGAACGCCACCAUCCCCACCAAGCAGACCCAGACCUUCACCACGUACUCUGACCACCAGCCUGGGGUCCUGAUCCAGGUGUAUGAGGGCGAGAGAGCCAUGACCCGCGACAACAACCUGCUUGGGCGCUUUGAGCUCAGUGGCAUCCCUCCUGCCCCGCGUGGAGUCCCCCAGAUCGAGGUGACCUUUGACAUUGAUGCCAACGGCAUCCUGAGCGUGACAGCCACCGACAGGAGCACAGGCAAGGCGAACAAGAUCACCAUCACCAAUGACAAGGGCCGGCUGAGCAAGGAGGAGGUGGAGAGGAUGGUUCGUGAGGCCGAGCAGUACAAGGCUGAGGACGAGGCCCAGAGGGACAGGGUGGCUGCCAAGAACUCCCUGGAGGCCCACGUCUUCCAUGUGAUGGGCUCUUUGCAAGAGGAAAGCCUUAGGGACAAAAUUCCCGAAGAGGACAAACGUACAGUGCAAGACAAGUGUCAGGAAGUCCUCGCCUGGCUAGAGCACAACCAGUUAGCAGAGAAGGAGGAGUAUGAGCAUCAGAAGAGGGAGCUGGAGCAGACAUGUCGACCCGUCUUCUCCAGACUCUACGGGGGGGCUGGUGUCCCUGGGGGCAGCAGCUGUGGGGCUCAAGCACGCCAGGGGGCCCCCAGUACAGGCCCCAUCAUUGAGGAGGUUGACUGAGUGGCCCCUCAUGAUACAUCAGUGCUGACUGUCAGAACUGGGCUGGGGGCCUUCUAGAAGGCCUCCCACGAUUGUGCCCUGUAACUUUAGGGGUGCCGGGGACUUCCCCCAAAGCUGGGUGCUUGUUUUUCAGUAUGUUUUCUAAGUCAGGUUUUUAUCAUUUACCUUUUCCCCUCCCCUUUGAAGCCUCUUUUCCCACCUCAAACAAGCAGAUAUCAUUAAUUUAUGGUUGACAUUUGUGUGGUAUUUUUACAUGACUUUCCCUGAUAUUGUGUGUAUUUCGUUCCUUGCAUAUAUGGAUUUUGUUAUGGGAAAUGUAGUUGUAGACCUCAAUAAACUUUUAAAACUCA